This is a messenger RNA of Lepisosteus oculatus (spotted gar), 4858 nucleotides long. Its product is annotated as E3 ubiquitin/ISG15 ligase TRIM25-like. The record is from RefSeq and is a predicted model, not a curated record. NCBI's taxonomy places the organism in Eukaryota, Metazoa, Chordata, Actinopteri, Semionotiformes, Lepisosteidae. Gene Ontology annotation, molecular function: zinc ion binding; protein binding.
UCAUGCACACACACACUAGCACACUCACAUGCACACACGUACACAAGCACACACUGGCACACUCAUGCCUUUCCUGCGGGGGCAAGGCGACAGUACAGUGCACAGAAAUUAUUUUACACAUUCACUUUAACUCGUUUGUGUGACUCCGCCUCAAGAAACAACUUACUGCAAAACCUCCACAGGUUGACUAGUCUAUUACUGUAGAUAUAGUUUCACUAUAAAUCACACAAUCUUAAUUUAGUCUAAUCAACUGAAAUUCAAUUUAAAUCACUUUAAGUUGACUAAAACUUUACUUAUUUACACUCACAUGCACAUACAUGUGCCCAGGCACAAAAGCACAGGUGCAAGUCUCACUUUCACCUGUUCAUGCAGCUGGGUAUUUUACGGGGACGCUGGGUGAAGUCACUUGCUCAAGGGUGCAGACAGUAGUGUCUCGUCUGCAAUUUGAACCCACAGCCUUUCCAUUUCCAUCGAGUUCUCGGUUAAUCUCCACUGGGAGGGGGGGGGGAGGAACAGCGCACACAGAGGAAGCAACAUGCACACUCCACACAGACAGCACCCCAGGUCCAGGGCUGAACGCAGGGCCACAGUGCUGCAAGACAGCAAUGCUGUCCACUGUAUAACUCAAACGCCUCUAACGAAGACAAAAGAACCUAGGAAAGUUCUCUCUUAUUUUAAAUCCUGAAAGCAGACGCUGCCGGUUCACAGUGCGCAGCACGCUCCUGGCUCUUUAAGGCCACUUCUGCUUCACGGGGCUCUGGGACGGAAGGAGGAGCUCUGGGUGUGCUGCCAGGAAGUGCAGCAGUCCUCCUGCGCAGCUGAACGAUUUACAGCCUCGGGCUGAUAAGCUGUCUAUGAAAGGCAAACAAGAUCUGUCUGAAGUCUGAAGUGAAGCCUGAUCGUUUCUUUGAAGGCAGAUUUGCUGGGCGUCGGAAGAGCUGUUCCUGCUGCUGCUUGACGAUCUGAACCUGCUUGUUGGUUCUCUGGCAGCAGAUCCCGAGAAGAACGGGCUGGAGCCCAAAAGAGAGACGCAGCAAGGGACACAGAGGGAACUGGGAAAAGAGAGUCUGGAACGGAGUGUGAUUAAAACUGCCGAGCGGAUGGCUCUUUCCCAGCCAGAAGAGUUUUUCCAGGAGGAGCUGACCUGCCCGGUGUGCCUGCAGACCCUCGUUGACCCUGCCUCCCUGCCCUGCGGGCACAGCUUCUGCUUCACCUGUAUCCAGGCGGUGGUGGAGAGCAAGAAGGUAGGGGGAGCGGGAGCAGCUGGGGAGGAUGGGAAGGCGCACAGCUGCCCGGAGUGCCGGAGCAAGCACUCGGGUUUGGGAGCCCUACAGAGGAAUGUCAAGCUGUGCAACAUUGUCGACCGGUUCCGCGCCGCCGACCGCAGGCCGGGCUCCACGGCGGUGCUCUGCGACAUGUGCCUGGACGGCCCCACCUCGGCCCUGAAGACUUGCCUGAAGUGUGAGAUUUCCAUGUGCGCCGCCCAUCUGCAGCCACACCUGAGCACGCCAGCCCUCAUCCGGACCCACCCCCUGGCGGAGCCCACUGCGGCCCGGGACCUGGCCAGUCGCAAGUGUCCUGAGCACGGCAAACUCCUAGAGUACUACUGCUACGCGGACCGGGCCUGCGCCUGCGUCUCCUGCGCCAUCGAGGGCCCGCACCGCCAGCACAACAUGAGGAGCUUCCCCACGGCGCGCAAGGAGCUGGUCAAGGGCCUAGAAGGGGACCUGCAGGAGGUCAGCGCCAAACUGCAGCGAAGCAAGGAGCUGCUGGCCGCCGAGACCACGAGGCAGGAGGCGGCGAGGGCCGCCGGCGCCGAACUGCAGCAGAAGGCCGAGGCCCAGCUGGAAGAGGCCAUGCAGGCGGCGGCGCGCUACAAAGCCCAGGUGCUGGGCAUCCUUGUGGGGGAGCAGCAGCGCCAAGACGCGGCGUUCCAGGACGAGCUACGAGCGCUGACGGCGCGGGCCGAGGAGCUCAGGGGGGCCCAGAGCGCGGGGCAGGAGGCCCUGGCCGAGGAGGAGCCCUUCCUCUUCAUCCAGAAGUUCCUGGCUGCGGAGCGAGCAGUGGCGGCGGCGAAAGUGAUGCGCCUGUGCCAACCAGCGGCACACAGGCUUGACACAGCGAAGCUGGUGAAAGAGCUGGAGGGCGGCUGCACCCAGGCGCAGGGGGAGCUGACGCGGGGGCUGAGGGCCUUGCUAACGCUGGUGAACCCCGCGUCUCCGGGUGGCGGCGUGCCGGCCCAGCUCACCUUCGACAAGCAAACGCUGGGUCCUGACAUGAGACUUUCACCCAACCUGAAAACUCUGUACCACACUUCUCUGAACCGAAAGAAGGCACUCAAGAUCCGACGCCACCCUGUCCUGUGCACCCAGAGUUUUUCCACCGGCAUGCACCACUGGCAGGUGGAGGUUCCCACUGCAUGUGGCUGGACCGUUGGGGUGACCUCCAAGCAGCAAACAGACUUUACAACAAACAGCAGGAUGGAACUGGGGCUGCAGUGUAUUGGCAGUCAGCUGUAUUCUGUCCGCCCAGAGUGCAUGACCCCAAUACUGGGAAGAGCUUCCCCAUCGAAACUGGGGGUGUGCCUGGACACCAGCAGGGCGGCACUCUCCUUCUACGAUGAAACCAACAGCCAGAGCAAGAGGGAGCUGUGCACACUGCAGGUGGGCCUGUCUGGUCCCCUGUUUCCCUUCGUCACCCCGCAGCCUGAUUCACAGAAUUGCUAUGAUUCGGGAAAUCCGUAUUGUGCGUCAACAGUUGAAACUGUAUUGUUUACGUUAACAUCAUAGCUGAGGCGGCACCUCCCAUAGUGCACCGCUCGUACCUGCGACCCGAGGGCAUGGCUCACACUCACAUGAGUGAAUACCAUAACGUGCGAAAUGAAUAGCCGGGCUGCUUGUUCCAGGCUUUUACAACACUUUGUGUAAAGUAGUGCUUCCUGUCCUGAUGGGUUAUCAGCUCCAACAACACAGCAGGGAAGCUUGUUCCACACCCCCACCACCCUCUGUGUAAAGUUGGUCAGGCUGUGGUCCAGUUUAUUACACACUGCUUUUCCUGCCUUUAGCUACUUACCUGGGUUUUCUACUCUGAACUGGAAGUCUCUUCCAUCUCAGACUCCCAUCGUUUUUCUGGCUUAUUGAUUCUUGCUGAAGUGCAUCAUCAGAUAAAAAGUGCUAUUGUGAUCGAUUGAUCAGAAAAUGAUUUUAUGAAGCUCCAGUUGUCUAUUUUCGAUUAAAAAAAAAAGUUUUUUUGGAAAGGUUUCUUGGUUUUGUUGGUGAAACCCAAUGAAAUGAGACGUGUGUCUUAAGCAAAUAUUGACUUAGACCCAUCUGUUGCGCACUACAGGUACUUGCAGUCUUAGAUUCUUAAUGCGGAAAAGACAGGUUGAUGAGCAAUACAUUAUCAGUCUCUGAUGACAUGCCAAGUUUUUCUGCAAUGUUUAUUCUAUCCAUUAUCAAUGACAUUAUCUGAUGACUGAUCAAUUAUCCAAACUGACUAUGCAAACUAGCUCUGGUCACAAUGAGUUUAGAUAAUCGAACAUCUACCGUCUUGAAAAAAAAUAGAAGUCUGCCUCUAUAUCAGAUGUCUAUAAAGUCACGUGUUCAGUACAAGAACUUGUUACAUUUUUUCAACGCUGUCAGUAAUCUGGCUCCGUCAUACCUCUCUGUACUCCUCCAUGUUAGCACUCCCUCCCCUACACUCCAUUCAGCUGAGGCUGCUCCUCCGCUUGCUGUACCCAGGACUAACUCUCAGGUUUCUGAGAGACGAAUUCUCUGAUUCAUCUUCAAAUCCAAAAUCGAAACUCACCUUUUCACUCGGUGGGAUUGCUCUACACGCUAUCGUUUAUGUUCCUGUUUUUUUUUUACUUUUAAUUGUACUUUUUUUUGUCUUUUUCUUUAUCAUCCUUGGGAUUGGAAAGGUGCCUUAUAAAUCAGUUACAUCGUUAUGACACAAUGAUCAUUUAAGUACGUGAACAAUCUGUUGUAUCGUGCAGGGAAGCACCUGGAAGGUGCAGAGAGCUCAGCUGGAGCUGUGGGUGUAGUGUCCAGUACCCAGCAGGAUGUGUCCGGACUGACUUUCCCCUGGGGUUCAUUCAGAAUGAAAUGUUAUUACACAAUUAUAACCAGGGGGACGCUCACAGGUGUCCUUAAAACAGACCGGGCUGUACUGCUUCAAAAUGAAAGUCAGCUAAUGAUGAUGGACGUGCUGUAUGACAGCUGGGCUAUCGCCUCAUGAUCGCAUGAAGUACGCGACAAUGUACUAUCUCAUAAUAACGACGUCAGUUUCCUCAUAAUUACAAAAUAACUCAGGACUUUUCCCAUAAUGGCGGCAAUGAUUCCUACUAAAUAAUUUAUCAUUUGGAACUGAUUUCAGGUGUGUUAAGAAAGCUCAAGAGCCUAAACCUGGUGCAUUUUUUUUUCUCUCCGCUUGACAAGGCGGAAGAAAACUCUGCUUACCGGUAUCGAAAUGGCUCACAGAGAUUAAACCGUUACAGAGCACCAAGCAGACCAGAGGCUGGAGAGACCUGUGGACAGCAACUUCCGACAUUAACUUGGAAGCGCCGUAAAUGUAAACUCUCCAUGAAAGGAGAUAUUUUAGUCAAAACGGCCUGUGCGACGUAGAAAUCGCACUUCUCUUGACUGUUUUAAGAAAUAAAGGCAUUUAUACGCCACUGGAAGUCUGUGCUUAUCGCUAUCCGUAAUACGGUUUCUAAUAUUAACUCCACACAUUCUGUACACGAGCUGCUCAAGUUCAAUGAAGUCCAAAGAAACACGUAUUGUAUUUGCGGGGUUUUUUUUUUCCCACUCAGAAGAGUGCAGUGCACAGGCCCGCCGGACAAAACCGCUCUUACCUCACC